Molecule: messenger RNA, 2100 nt
Organism: Beauveria bassiana ARSEF 2860
Lineage: Eukaryota; Fungi; Ascomycota; Sordariomycetes; Hypocreales; Cordycipitaceae
Product: MYB DNA-binding domain protein
Exons: 1
Coding region: 1-2100 (699 amino acids)
Source: RefSeq, a predicted model, not a curated record
AUGCCUCCUAAGCGUGGAACUAGAGCAACACGUGCAUUCACCGCGACCGAGCCAAUGCCAACGCGAAGCACCCGAAGUCAGUCUCGACAAGCGGGACCCGUCAAAUAUCGUUCUUCCCUCGUCGCGGAUCCCAUCGCGCGCAAAGGCGCCCCGCGCGGCGUCUCUGCUAGUGAAGCCGAGAUUCCCACGAGCCCUAGGCGCAAUGAAGACUCCGACGAUGACGUUGAGGUCGGCGCUGAAAAUGGCCAAUUACAUGUCGUUGCUCAAGUCUCUGAAGAGGACCUUGAGUUCAUGUGCCAGUGCGUUUACAAGCUAGGCAGCACGGCCGAGAUUAUCCUCUCUCACUAUAGAGUCUUUGGCGAUAAGGAUAAGCUCGCGCGCCGGGCUUUUAUAAUGGAUAUCGAUAAUUUCGCAUCUGUGCGCAAACAGUUUCUCGUGGACGAGGGAUAUGCUCCCUAUUUGCACUGGGCCUGGGCUACUACGCCAUUGACCAACGAUGAGCUCGAUGCCUUGAAAGUAGCCGUGAUCCUGGCUAAUCUCGCCACACUGCUAGAAACUAUCUGGGAGGGCGCCUGGAAGAACUUGGACGAAGCUGGCAGCCCUAAUGUGGAGAAGUUGAGGAUCAUCGAUGAAGAGUUUCAAGAUCUUAUUACCGGUGGUUUUGGCUUUCCAAUCAAUGUUACUGAGGCCGUGUUGAAACUGGCACUUGAAGUUCGCGUCGCGCACGUACUGGCUGCGCUUACCAAGGCUGACAAGAACAGUGAUGCGCGUAAAAUCAUGUACGACAUCUUUUGCGAUCAUCGCAAAGAUCCGACCUCCGCGCAAAUCAACGCGACCUUGGAGAACGGACCGUACAAGCGCUUUGCCAGCAUCGACACCCAGGAGCUGGAUAGUCUAUGUCGCGAACAUAUUGCCGUCUUCAGCAAGCACAUUGGCAAAAACAAUGUAACCUUUUCUAAUCUGCCCACGCUUCGCAAGCAGUACCCUGCUAAAAGCCUGCUGGCUACCAUACAAACCGUCUUUCGAGAUUUUGGGGAGCCAAUUGACGCUUCGCGCGGCAUCUGGAAGCAACUCGAGCAUCGCGACCAAAGCCCAAACGAGUUUUUCGACGCUGCCAGUGGAGGAGAAGAUGAUAUCAGCUCCGACGAAGACGAGUCGCAGCCCAUUGUGCGCGCCUCGAACACGGAAGUCGGCCGCAGUCUGUUUCGCGAUCAAGCCGACGCCGAGGCUCUCGAGCGCGUCCAAGUCACCGCCAGCGGGGGCAUCUUUGCCGUCGAUCACGGCGCGGCGCCGUUCCCGUCCGCUUUAUCCCAUCGUCCUGCGGACAGAGUAUCGUCGACACCAGCUAAUCACCAUCAGCGCAGCAAGCGCACGCACGACCAAGCCACCACCGGCGACGACGAUGGUGAUGACGACGACGUAUUUGAGACGGAUACGCGAACCAUCAGCGAAGCCGUUCAUCUCAAAAGGCGUCUGACUACAAAGGCAGACGCUACGCGCGUGGACCGAGAAAUCCGCCGGCAGCAGCAGCAGCAGCAAGAGCAUUCGCCGUUUUUCCCCUCUUCUUCUCUCAGCACAUCCACCACGGCCGUCGGUGGUUCUACACAGGUCGACAAGCACGCCCGCCAAGCCAACUCUGUCGUGCCCAGAAACGACGCGCGCGGCACCACCACUACUACCACUACAGUUGCCCUUGCCGACGGCGACGCAUCCUCUGUGCCUCGCCCUCGUCCCUCCAUGCACAACGGGCGAGUUCGCUGGAGCCAGCACGACGACGAGGCGCUCCUCGCCAGCAUCGCCAAGCACUAUGCCAAGUGGGCUGAUAUUGAAUGCCAGGCAAAACACUUGUUUGAGCAUCCCCGCGACCAGCAGGCCUACCGCGACCGCGCGCGCAACCUCAAGGUCAAGUACAUACUCAAUGACGAGCCCCUGCCCUAUGGAUUCGACUGGGUCACGCUCGGGCCAAAGGAAAAGGAACGGCUGCUGAAGCACGGCAAGAAUUAUGAGCGCAUGGAGGCGGACAUUGACAAGAACACCGGCAGGCCGACCAACACGGAAUAUAUACCGGUCCAGGUUCGUGACACGCCGGGGUCUGAGUGA